Messenger RNA from Neurospora tetraspora, 1711 nucleotides. Its product is annotated as soluble quino protein glucose/sorbosone dehydrogenase. NCBI's taxonomy places the organism in Eukaryota, Fungi, Ascomycota, Sordariomycetes, Sordariales, Sordariaceae. The transcript has 2 exons. The record is from RefSeq and is a predicted model, not a curated record. Bases 1 to 1503 code for a protein of 500 amino acids.
AUGAAGACCAACGGAGUUGCAAAAGCAGCUCUUGCAGUUGGACUUUCAGCCACUGCCCUUGCUCAGAAUUCUUGCGACAAAGUUCUUGUUCCGUCAUAUGACCUCCCCGUUGUGGCGGCUGGAUGGCAAGCCCAACUGAUCGCCGGCGAGUUGACCAAGCCCAGAAGCCUUCAGUUUGAUAGCUCGGGUGCUUUGCUGGUUGUCGAGAGCGGAAAGGGUAUCACUCGCCAUACACUCAAAGACAAUGGAGGCACUUGUAUCUCAGUCUCUGAGUCCAAGACGCUCAUCGAUGAGAAGACGCUGAACCAUGGCAUUGCCCUCUCCAAAGAUGGCAAGACCCUCUACGCAUCUUCCGCCUCAGCCGUCUACGCCUGGGACUACGACUCCAAGGCCGGCACCGUCAGCGGCAAGCGCGAGAUCGUCACCAACAUGAGCAACAACGACCUCGUCACCCGCACCCUCCUCCUCUCGCAGAAGGAAGACGGCUACCUGCUCGUCUCGCGCGGCAGCGCCGACGGCAACGAGGCGCAGGCCGAGGUCCUCAACAACGGCCUCUCGCAGAUUCGCGCCUUCGACAUCUCCAACGUCACCAGCUCCUCCACAAAGGCCUACAACUACAACGAAGACGGCGUCGUGCUCGGCUGGGGCCUGCGCAACUCGGUGGGAGUCGGCGAGCACCCCGUCACAGGCGGCAUCUACGCCGUGGAAAACUCCAUCGACGGCGUCACCCGCAACGGCAAGGACAUCCACGAGAACAACCCGGGCGAGGAGCUCAACUUCUUCGGCUACCUCAACGGUACCAAGGAGCACCAAGGCGGCAACUAUGGUUACCCCAAGUGCUUUGCCGUCUGGGACGUGUCCGAGAUUCCCGAGAACGACAACCUCAAGAUCGGCUCGCAAUUCGCCAUCACCGAGGAAAACGCGCAAACCAUCUCAGGCAACAAACUCACCGACGAAACCUGCGCCUCCGACUACGUGAGCCCCCGCCUCACCUUCCCGGCCCACUACGCCCCCAUCGACAUCAAGUUCGCUCCCAAGGGUGAUGUCGCGUACGUCACGUUUAGGGGGUCCUUCGACAAGACUGAUCCCGUCGGCUACCGCCUAUCUUCCAUCCAAUUCAACCCCACCACCGGCGAACCUACCAUCAGCGCCGAAAACAGCCGCGAUGCCCUCAAGGAUAUCAUCAUGAAUAAAGAUAACUCGGUCUGUCCCGAUAAGUGCUUCAGACCUGUGGGGAUGGCGUUUGAUUCCAACGAAAGGCUCUGGAUGACGAGCGAUUCGACGGGGGAGAUUUAUGUUUUGUUGAAGACGGAGGAAAGUCCGACGAGUACGGAGAAUGGGACGAUUGUUACGGGGACGGAUAGUCCGCAGAGCAGUGCGAGCGCGACCAAGGCGGGUGGGGAUGAUGAGAAUGCCGCAAGUGCGCUGUGGAACGGGUGGGAGACGAGGGCGUUGGUGGCAGCGGGGGUUGUGGGUGUGGCUGGGGUUUUGGCGUUGAUUUAGGGGGAGGGUGUGGUGGUGGUGAUGAUGAUCUGAGGGCGAGUUGGAGAAGGGGUGUGUUUGAGUGCACAUGCCAAGGUGUGGUCACUGAGAUGUUUCAUGAGAAUGAAUGAUGAUCAAGGUGUUGAGGCUACUACUACCGAAGCCAUGAUCUGUACAUUGAGAGACUAUGAUAUCAAUUAACAAUUCCCUACUGAAGUUGCACACACUG